Messenger RNA from Acyrthosiphon pisum (pea aphid), 1311 nucleotides. Its product is annotated as transient receptor potential channel pyrexia-like. Gene Ontology annotation, cellular component: transmembrane transporter complex; membrane. The annotation marks the transcript as partial. Gene Ontology annotation, molecular function: monoatomic ion channel activity; protein binding. NCBI's taxonomy places the organism in Eukaryota, Metazoa, Arthropoda, Insecta, Hemiptera, Aphididae. The transcript has a single exon. The record is from RefSeq and is a predicted model, not a curated record. Gene Ontology annotation, biological process: monoatomic ion transmembrane transport.
CACCAGGCAAAAAUCAACGUACAAGAUCAUUUUGGUUUUACACCUCUACACAUAGCGGCGAUCAACGAGGUGCCGGAGUGUGUAGAGUCAUUGUUGGCCAAGGGUGGAAACGUAGGUAUUCAAACGUACGGUGGUAUAUCGGCACUAAACAUGAUUGUAAGAAAAGUGCCUUCGUGCGUGCCAGCCGUAGCCAAACAGUUAGACAGUGCCGUUACAUCUAACUGGGCAGAUGGGUUUAAGCGUGGUCCGGAGAUACAACUUCGAUUCAAGUAUUUGUUGAACUGUAAUACUUUUGGUGAAAUUGAUUUACUAAAAUGUUUUCAAGAAGAAGGCCAAUAUGAACUAUUACAGCAUCCACUGUGUCAAGCUUUUUUAUUUCUAAAAUGGAGAAAGAUACGAAAGUAUUAUUUAAUGCGACUGGCAAGUUUAGGAUUUUUCAUUCUUCUGUAUACGCUCUAUGUAACGACCGUACUGAGUCACGAUUGCUACAACGCGAUCCAUUUGCCAAAUCAAACUAAUUCGACGUGUUUCCAGAAUAACUACACCCUCGGUGAAUUUUUAGUAGAAAACUAUCAAGUAAUGGAUGUAAUUAUUUAUGUACUGUAUUUGAUCAGCAUCAUAGAAGGAUUCUUGAAAAUAUCAGAAAUGGCUGGGUAUAUGUAUGUUCAUCAAUAUGUCCUUAGUUUAAGUAACAUGAGCGAAUGGUUAGUAUUAAUAAGCGUGCCGUUAAUAUCGUUUCAUAUUAGUGGAUACACAUCUUACUGGCAGAAUCAUAUUGGAGCUUUUUGCGUACUCUGUGCUUGGACAAAUUUAAUGAUAAAAAUAGGCCAACUCCCUUGGUUUGACACUUAUGUCGCCAUGUACACAAAAGUUCAAAAAGAAUUUGCAAAACUCCUCUUGGCAUAUAUAUGUCUAUUAAUAGGUUUUUCUGUUAGCCUUUGUGUCGUGUUCCCUUCUUCUAAAUGGUUCAACAAUCCCAUUAUUGGUUUUGUAAAAGUACUAGUAAUGAUGGCGGGAGAAUUGGAUAUUUCAAUGUUAGAAGUACACGAUGAAUCGCCGAUUAUAUCUAAAUUUAGCGCUUAUAUUGUAUACGUGGCCCUAUUAAUAUUUGUGUCAAUUAUACUUAUGAAUCUACUCGUCGGAAUUGCUGUACAUGAUAUACAAGGCUUGAAAAAGACUGCCGGUUUGUCUAAAGUUCGAUGUCAGAUUAAACUUAUAUAUUAUAUCGAACUAUUCAUGUUGCGAAGUUUUUGGCCAAAAAACGUCAAACGUAGGGCUCUGGUUUAUCCUUCUAAACAUCGAGCUCAUAUG